UGACUUACCCGGAAGAGAGAGACGAGACUUCACGGAAACAACAGCGAUCAAAACACGAUCCUGCAGCUGAAUUUUAAUUUGAAAUAUCAGCGCGAAGGAAGUAUGGAGGAUGAUGAACUUCCGUCAGAGGAUGGGAUGGGUGGGUGUGGCUUUCUACUUGCUGCUCAGCGUCAUGGCGGCGUACUACAUCUUUGAGGUCCACAGCUUCAGUUUGGAACGUGUGCAGAGAGCAGGUACCAGCCCAUCGGCUCCACCUCCCGCUAUCACUGUCCAUGGGUCACCACUUCCUGCGUGGAUGUGGGCGUUGAUCUUCCUGCUGCCAUACCUGCAGCUCUUCCUCUUCUUGUUCUCGUGCACGAGGGCGGACCCCCGCGCUGUUGGAUACUGUGUGCUUCCUGUCUGUAUCGCCCUUCUGUACAGCCGCCGCCAUGCCGCCAAACUGGCCAAUCACAGGGCAGCAGGAUCGCUCAUCGACACGUAGGGGACGACCAAUCAGAGAGCCUCCCACGCGAUGAGGGGUGGGAUGACAGCAGGACUAGUUUGUGAUGUCACUUCCGGUGUGCCUUUUAA
Messenger RNA from Pelmatolapia mariae (spotted tilapia), 570 nucleotides. It is a transcript of the gene lyset, whose product is annotated as transmembrane protein 251. The transcript is spliced from 2 exons. The record is from RefSeq and is a predicted model, not a curated record. The coding region runs from base 110 to 481 and encodes 123 amino acids. NCBI's taxonomy places the organism in Eukaryota, Metazoa, Chordata, Actinopteri, Cichliformes, Cichlidae.